CACACACACACACACACACACACACACACACUUCCUGGCUCCUGUUUUCCCAUUUGCAAACUGCUUUGCAUUUAAGCAUUUAACUCCAAAUCGGCUUUUAGCCUCAUUCCUCCUCCUCCUCUCCUCCAGCCCCCACCCGUCUGUCUCCCCCUCCCCAGAUACGUCUCAUACCUCGGCUUCACACAGGAUACACACACAGGGCAGGUGGGAGCAGUACCAGGGGCAGGACAACACAGGGGGGGGCAGGACAACACAGGGGGGGCCUGGAACAGGGGCUCUCACAGGUGAGGGAGGCACAGGCAGGGGUCACCGAGAGAGAGGAACCCGGAUAAGAGCACAGAGGGGAGGCAACAGGUGGGCACAGAGGUCCGGGAGGGCAGCAAAGAUUGCAGGGGUAAAAAGUAGCCAGGAGGAGGGAACAGCAAGGUGCAGGGGUAAGUAGUACCUAGGAGGAGGCAGCAGCAGCAGCAAGGUGCAGGGGUAAGUAGUACAGAGGAGGAAGCAGCAGCAAGGUGCAGGGGUAAGUAGUACAGAGGAGGAGUCAGCAGCAAGGUGCAGGGGUAAGUAUUACCUAGGAGGAGGCAGGAACACAGUGCAGGGGUAAGUAGUACUCAGAAGGGGGCAGCAGCAAAGUGCAGGGGUAAUAAGAAGUACACUGGAGAAGGCAGUUACAGCGCAGGGCACCCAGGAGGAGGCAGUAACACAGUGCAGGGGUAAGUAGUACCCAGAAGGGGGCAGUAGCACAGUGCAGGGGUAAUAAGAAAUACACAGGAGGAGGCAGCACAGUACAGGGGUAAUUAGUACCCAAGAGCACUUUGCAGGGGUAAUAGUAAGUACCCAGCAGGAGAAAGUACCCCAUCUCUGAGCUAACAGGAGGGGCAGUUGCACUGGUUGGGGACACAAUCUUCUAUUGGGGAGAGAGUAAUAACAGCGGAGAGAAGCAGGACCCUCCCUCCUCAGUACGGUCACGAUGGGGGAGCUCGAGGAGUUGCGACAAGAAGCAGAAGCUUUGAAGAAACAGAUUACGGAUGCCAGGAAACAGUGUAAUGACACAACCUUGGACCAGGUAACCAGUGCAAUGGAGGUGGUUGGGAGAAUACAAUUGCGCACAAGACGAACGCUGCGUGGUCACUUGGCUAAAAUCUAUGCAAUGCACUGGUCAACUGACUCAAGACUCCUGGUCAGCGCCUCCCAAGAUGGAAAACUGAUUGUGUGGGACACAUACACAACAAACAAGGUCCAUGCUAUCCCCUUACGCUCCUCCUGGGUGAUGACCUGCUCCUAUGCGCCAUCUGGCAACUUUGUUGCAUGUGGUGGAUUGGAUAACAUGUGCUCGAUAUACAACUUGAAGACGCGUGAGGGUAACGUCAGAGUAAGCCGGGAGCUUGCGGGCCACACAGGUUACCUGUCCUGCUGCAGAUUCUUGGAUGACAACCAGAUAGUGACCAGCUCAGGAGACACCACUUGUGCUCUGUGGGACAUUGAAACUGGGCAGCAAAAGACGGUGUUCGUGGGUCACACAGGAGAUUGUAUGAGCCUGGCCGUGUCCCCCGACUUCAACCUCUUCGUCUCUGGGGCGUGUGACGCAACCGCCAAGCUGUGGGAUGUCCGGGAAGGCGAAUGUAGACAGACAUUCACUGGGCACGAGUCAGACAUCAAUGCCAUAGUCUUCUUCCCCAGUGGGCAGGCGGUAUGUACGGGGUCUGAUGACGCCACUUGUCGUUUGUUUGACUUGCGCUCUGACCAAGAGAUCAGUGUCUACUCCCAGGACAGCAUAAUCUGUGGUAUCACAUCGGUGGCGUUCUCCCGCAGCGGACGCCUCCUCCUGGCAGGAUACGAUGAUUUCAACUGCAACAUAUGGGACUGUCUGAAGGGGGAAAGAGUUGGGGUCCUCUCCGGCCAUGACAAUCGCGUCAGCUGCCUGGGUGUCACCUCGGAUGGGAUGGCUGUGGCGACGGGAUCAUGGGACAGCUUCCUCAAGAUCUGGAACUGAGUUGCGAAGAGAAACGUAAUGCAGCGGAAACCCACGCACCCUGACCUCACCUUUUUCCAUCCCUCAUUUAUUGAUUUCCCCCCCUAGCUGUACCGUCAUUAGCCUCUUACCUGACCAGCGCAAAGACCCACACCAGACUCCUCACCAAGAAUCCACUGGGAAUUGCCGUCUGACACUUAGCUUUCACAGCGCAGCUACAAACCAUCGCCUCCUGCCCGGCAGCUGCACGAGCCUCUGAGAGUCAGUACCGGUUUGUAACGGAGCAGCUGGCCAGAAGUACUGGUGGUCCUCACCCUCUUGUUUACUCUCCACGAGACCCUCCACUACACCCGCCCCCCCCCUCCUCCAGCUGCAUAAUGCGCAGUCUUUAACACCUGUGUGCGUAUCUAUUUUAUUUAUUUUACUAAAGGAGUUUCCCCUUUUACUGUCACUUUUUCAAAUAAGUUUGUGUUUUAUAGAAAGAGGAAAAUAAAAUCUAUUUUAGGUCAUGGCA
Molecule: messenger RNA, 2486 nt
Organism: Pseudophryne corroboree (corroboree frog)
Lineage: Eukaryota; Metazoa; Chordata; Amphibia; Anura; Myobatrachidae
Gene: GNB3
Product: G protein subunit beta 3
Exons: 10
Coding region: 971-1993 (340 amino acids)
Biological process (GO): G protein-coupled receptor signaling pathway
Cellular component (GO): cytoplasm; heterotrimeric G-protein complex
Molecular function (GO): protein binding; signaling receptor complex adaptor activity
Source: RefSeq, a predicted model, not a curated record